AUGCGAGCAGUGCAAUCUGCGAAAAACCAUCUGGAUACCCUGGUAAACGAAGGCCGACUGAUUAAGGAACCCGGCAAGGCGCGCGGAUAUCAACUACCCACAAAAAUUCGUGCAAACACACUGGCUCCAGUCGUCGGAAGCGUGCCGGCUGGACCGUUCAACAUUGCAGUGCAGGAUAUCGAAGGAUAUAUCCCGGUCCAAACAUCUUCGGAUGAGAACGCUCUGUUCGCACUUCGGGUCAAAGGAGACAGCAUGGUCGACGCAGGAAUUCUGCAUGGAGACAUCGUGCUGGUUCGACAUCAAACAGAUAUUCACCCGGGCGACAUCGUAGUUGCGAUGGUUGACGAUGAGGCAACCAUUAAAGAGUUCCGGCGCGCAGGAGAAAAAAUUCAACUGCACCCUCGAAACGACGGUUAUCCGGUAAUUUCACUACAUCCCGAAAAUCUGGUAAUUCUUGGAAAGGUGAUCGAAGUGCGACGUUAUCUGGAAGGAGUCUAUCUGAUCGGUAAGGAAAUCAAUGGCUGA
Messenger RNA from Geodia barretti, 525 nucleotides. NCBI's taxonomy places the organism in Eukaryota, Metazoa, Porifera, Demospongiae, Tetractinellida, Geodiidae. The record is from the annotation of a GenBank genome assembly.